Molecule: messenger RNA, 423 nt
Organism: Rotaria sp. Silwood1
Lineage: Eukaryota; Metazoa; Rotifera; Eurotatoria; Philodinida; Philodinidae
Source: the annotation of a GenBank genome assembly
AUGGUUCUUUCUGGUGCUGAAAGAGCUCGACGUUGCCGAGAAAAAAAGAAGAAAGCAGGAUUGAGUGAGAUUAUGAAGCAAAAAGAUCGAAAACGUAAACAAAUUCAGAGCGUACAUUGGUCUAGAAAGCAACUGUCAUUAUUUACUGCUCAUGUAUGGACAAAUUCUACAACUUAUCCUCUUGUUAUUGUAUCGAAAGAUAUAUCACAUAAUAAAUAUACAGUUGCUACCUGUCUUGAACGCAUCCUUACACGUUUACAGAUAUUGAUACCAUCAUUAGAUGAAUUAAUCAUAUUCAGUGAUGGCAGUUCAAGUCAGUUCAAGCAAAGAUUUUUAUUUAAAAAUUUAUCAUAUUUAGCGAAUAAAUUUGAUAUUACUUUAUCAUGGAAUUUUUUUGCUAGUAAUCAUGGAAAAGGUAAGUGA